This is a messenger RNA of Uranotaenia lowii, 1197 nucleotides long. RefSeq lists its product as uncharacterized. The record is from RefSeq and is a predicted model, not a curated record. The transcript is spliced from 3 exons. NCBI's taxonomy places the organism in Eukaryota, Metazoa, Arthropoda, Insecta, Diptera, Culicidae. The coding region runs from base 159 to 1043 and encodes 294 amino acids.
CCAGGGUUGAAGUGCGAGUCCAUUCAUGUUUUUAGAAGCAAAACAAAAUGAAAUUCCGGCCCCAAACGCUCCAAAACGCUUGAAAUUUGUAAACUUCGUGAAUUUUUACAUUGUUAUUGACUUGGUUUUGAAAUAACUGCAAAUUAACGGGACAUAACAUGGACAUCGACAAAAUCGAGAUAGCCUGGGAACCGGACGAUGGCGACGAAGAGUCAAUUGAACAGGACGUCGACAUGGCACCAAUGGCAGUUGCUUCCGGUUUAUCGGAAUACCCGCUGGUGAACCGCACCGUUGGCGAUGAGAACGGAGCGAUCCGGUGUCUGUUCCAUGUUUGCAAGCGAUUGUUUUGCGGACAAAAAGUAAAUCAGAACUGCGAGUGGUUGGUGGAGGCCCACAGUAUCGAAGCCUUCCGGGAGUAUCUGUGGGAGCUAAUUCGACCACACAUAAAACGGCCGGUCAAAUUUGAUGAGCCCGAGGUACGCCGAUACGUCGCUGUUAGCUGGGAUGAACCGGCGCAUCCAACGAUUCAAGAUGCUGGUCGCUACGUUUUGUUUUCUCUGAAGGAACAACGAAGGAACUUUUCCUGGGAUUCUCUAACCCCCAGAAAACUGAUAACGUGGAAUUCGGGUACGAUUUUACUGAGCAUACAAGUGUACUCGAAUGCAGUUACUUGCCGACAGGCCUAUGAAUCGGUUAUGCACACAUUGCUAUUCAGCCCUCGGCCAGCCAAAAAAGCGGAACCUCCAAAAAAGGUGUCCAAAGUGUUACCUGAGGACGCCGAUGGCUACAACUUCCGGGACGAAGUUCGGGCCCUUAGGGAAACUUUCAUGCAAAUGCGGGAUCUGAUGCACAUACUGGACAAUCGAAUCUCGCUCUUGGAGGAAAAGUGCGACCAGCUGGUCCAAAAGGAACCGUACAUCCAGCUGCAGCAGGGAGCCAUCCCGGUCCAGGUGGUCGAUGUUAAGGAUCUGGGUUUCCUGGAUCCGCUGUUGCAGCCGAACGUUGAAAUUAAACAGGAAGAUGAUCCUGAACAAGAUGACUAGAAUGAUGGAAGUACAAGUAAGAUUUUUUUAUUGAAUUAGUUGAGAAAUCCUUUUUUUUCCUUUUCGAUUUAUGGACAGAUUUAUGAAGAUUCCAACUAAAGUUAAACAAUUGAUUUAUUUCUGACUUCAUCAUCACAAUUUUUUUUUUUUUUUU